Molecule: messenger RNA, 1410 nt
Organism: Strongylocentrotus purpuratus (purple sea urchin)
Lineage: Eukaryota; Metazoa; Echinodermata; Echinoidea; Camarodonta; Strongylocentrotidae
Exons: 7
Coding region: 72-1280 (402 amino acids)
Source: RefSeq, a predicted model, not a curated record
UAAGGUUAAGAAAAAUUAAUGACAUCUUCACUCUUAAUUCAAUAUUUUGAUUAAGAGAAAGAAACCUAAAAAUGGCAACAGCAUGUAUUCAUAUGCUACCCACACCGGGAGCAAAAUGUGAAGCAGUGGAGAUUAAAAACCAGCAUCAAGAUAGUUGGGAGAUUUUUCCCGAAGACAAGCUAGGUGCUGACCGCUACGGGAGUUUGUACGCUCAGGACUACAGCCUGGACUCCAUCAAGCCUAAGAACGGAAAAGCAGCCAAUGUCCCAUCCACGGUUUGGAGGGUGUGGCAGGGUUACCAUGGCCACAUCUCGCCUCCUAGAAACAACCCACACCCAUCAGUGAUGUUUAUGAACUGGAAGGUUCCUAGUCGUCUCUACAACCAGGAUCCGACCACCACUGCAUUCGCUGGUGCACCACCAGAAAAGACGGGCUACAGUAAAUUCGCAAACCAUAAAAAAGUGUCCAAACUUGCUGGUCACAUGCCACCGUCGUUGCUGACACGAAAGAUCACUGCGCCCACAAUGACCACCCACGUCACCCCUAAGCAAGGGCUGCUUCGUCAGAGGAGAGAGAAGGAGAUCGACGAGCAGAUCAUGAGGGAGAAGUACGCCGCAGAGAAACAGACAAUGAAGAACCCAUCAUCUGGAAUCACACGUUUCCCUGCAAUGCCAGGCUUAUCAGCUAAGUUGAAUGUGACACAGACAAGGGAUCGGCCACGUGAUGCUGGUGUGAUGCCCGUGCCCAACAAUGCCGUGACCAUGUCCGGUAGGAUCAGAAGUGAGAUCACGCAGGAGGAUAAGAAUUACAUCGCAAACUACCAGAAAGGACCAAGUCACACUGAGACUGCAAAGGUGGUUAACAAGUGGAUAGAGUCGGCUAGUGACAAAGAGCGGGAUUUGGCUUUCCAGUUUUUUGGCUCUCUUGCUGGCAAGAAGCUAAUGGGUGGUGACCAGGCAGCUAAAGAAGCAAAAACCAAGCAAGGCGGAGCCUGCAACGUCUGUGAUGCAACAAGACUCAAGGACGUCCUGGGUGCCCUGAAAACAACUGGAGGACCCAUUGCCAGCAGCGACCCUAAAGAUCUCAGGUCCGGUGAAUCCAACCGGCGCCGCCUCCGCCUCCUGUCUCCGUUCACGCGGCGACACAAGGAGGAGAUGCAGUCGUGGCACCACCUACCGGCCUCCCGCCACCGGGGACCGGUCUCGAACACCAUCGGUCUCUUCACCCGACCCCACAAACCCACUCAACGCCACUUCACCAUACACCCUGAAUGGGAGUAGAUCGAUCAUCUCUUUAAACCUUCGACCUUCGACCUUCUUGUCACUUUGUGUCAGCGUAAACAUCUCAAUCUUUUAGCAAACCUUUGAUGGGAACUUUUUGAACUAUUUAUAUUAGAAUUUUUUUAAUGCA